AUGAGUUCUUCGACGGACACAUAUGGAACGACCUUUGUUGUGGUGGGUUCGAAGACAACAGUCACUCCUCCAGUUCGAAAUUUGCCCAAAAGAACUCCCAGUCGACUUGACAAUGCUCGUCGAUGGGCGCCUACUAGCUACUCGAAAAACCAUGCGGAACAGCACAGACGAGUCCAAACAGGCCAGUUUUCGAAUAGCGAGAAUUCGCAGAACGAAAAGAAACUCGCCACGCUGCGACUAGAAGAGAAGGUUGAAGAGCCAUUGACGGUGCCUGAGCGCGCGCUUCCACCCCCGCCGCGGAGCUCUUCCGGCAGUCCUGCUCCCCCUCCUCCUCCGGCUGACUACAACCACUCCAGUGUUGCUAAAAGCAGCACCUCUGCUGAGCCGUUUUACAUUUAA
Messenger RNA from Oikopleura dioica, 399 nucleotides. Lineage: Eukaryota; Metazoa; Chordata; Appendicularia; Copelata; Oikopleuridae. The record is from the annotation of a GenBank genome assembly.